AUGUCGUCGUGGUCAGGCCUCGCCUUCGUUGUAGCCUCCGCCGUCACAGGCAGUGCGGUGACCCUGGCAGCGUCGGCGUUCUACGAUCUCUACUUCCAGCGCUCGUACGCCUUCGACAUCAUGCCCCCGGAUCUGUCCCCUGGCAGCCGGUACAUCUACACCCGCGCCCAGAACAACGACAAGGCGGAGCGGGCCAUCACCACCUGCAGCGUCCUCAGCGCCUUGGACGCCGGCAGGGCUGAUCCGGUCGUCGGCCGCGAGGACGAGAUCGACCGCGUCGUCUGCAUCCUCUGCCGCCGUACCAAGAACUGCGCCGCGCUCGUCGGGGCAGCCGGGGUCGGCAAGACGGCCAUCGUCGAAGGCCUCGCGCAGCGCAUCGCCGCCGGGAACGUCCCCGACGCCCUUGCUGGAGCGCGCAUCCUGGAGCUCGACAUGGGAGCGGUGGUUGCCGGGACAUGCUGGCGUGGCAUGUUCGAGGAGCGCUUGAAAGACGCCAUCAAGCACGUGGAGGAGGCAGGAGGCAAGGUGAUCCUCUUCAUUGAUGAGUUGCACAUGAUUGUUGGCGCCGGCGAUAAAGGAGGCCCCAUGGACGCCGCCAAUAUCCUCAAGCCAGCAUUAGCCCGCGGCCGCAUCCGUUGUGUGGGUGCUACCACUUGCGAAGAGUACCACAGGUAUAUCCAGACUGACGCUGCACUUGAGCGCCGGUUCCAGAAGGUUGUCGUCGAGGAGCCAAGCGUGCAGGGCACCAUCACCAUCCUAAAAGGGCUGAAACAGCGGUACCAAGAGCACCAUGGCUUGAAAAUCCAGGACGAUGCUCUCGUUGCUGCAGCACAGCUCGCCGCCCGUUAUAUUACUGGUCGCCAGUUUCCUGACAAGGCGAUUGAUUUGAUUGACGAGGCAUGCUCUACUGCAAAGGUGCAUUUUGACAAGCAGAAAGUGGAGAAUAAUAUAAUUAGCUCUGUAUUUGCACCGAAGGAGUUAACUGUUGGCCCAGAUCAUGUCGCACAGGUUGUCAGUCGAUGCACUAGAAUCCCUCUCACGACACUUGGUCAAGACGAGAAGGAGAAGUUAGUCCACCUAGCGGAAAAAUUGCAUGAGCGAGUCAUCGGUCAGGAUGAAGCGGUCAAUUUGGUUGCGCAAGCGGUGCUACGUUCUAGGGUUGGUUUUGGUCAAUCUAGCCGACCGAUAGGUUCAUUCCUCUUUUUGGGGCCGCUUGGUGUUGGAAAAACAGAACUCGCAAAAGCUCUCGCCGAGAGGAUAUUUGACAAUGAGAAGACGUUGAUCCGCUUUGAUAUGUCGGAAUAUGCUGAGAGUGGGUCUCUGUCGCGCCUCAUUGGGGGACCUCGAAGCUAUGAAGAAGAUGGACAACUUACCGAGAAAGUCAAGAGGUCUCCAUACAGUGUUGUCCUUUUCGAUCAGGUGGAUAAGGCAGACCCCUCAAUAUUCAAGGUUUUUAUCCAACUCCUUGAUGAUGGUACGCUGACCGAUGGCAAAGGACACGUCGUAGAUUUUAAAAACACUAUCAUCAUUAUGACCUCAACUCUAGGAGCAGAGCACCUAACAACAAGAAUGGGCAUAGAAAACACAGUCAAAGCUGGUCGGGGUCUUCUUAUGGGGCAGGUUCUGAAACGCUUGAAGCCUGAACUUAUUGACAGACUGAGUGAGGUUGUGAUAUUUGAGCCGCUUUCACACGACGAACUGAAGGAAAUAUUGAAAAUCCAGAUGAAGGAUGUCAUUGCCACAGUAGCUAACAAGGGCGUCUCUCUAUUUAUAACUGAUGCCGCGCAGGAUGUCAUUUUGUCGGAAUCAUACCACCUGGUAAGUGGCGCAAGGCCCAUGAGGAGAUGGGUGGAGAAGAAUGUGACGACAGUUCUUUCAAACAUGCUGGUCAAUGGAGAAGCUUGUGAAGGCUCGACCAUCUCCAUCGAUGCUGCAGAUGUUAACAGGGGUCUGAGGUACCAUGUACUGAAGAAGCAGGGGAGCACAGACCCAUAA
Triticum turgidum subsp. durum (durum wheat) is the source of this 1995-nucleotide messenger RNA. NCBI's taxonomy places the organism in Eukaryota, Viridiplantae, Streptophyta, Magnoliopsida, Poales, Poaceae. The record is from the annotation of a GenBank genome assembly.